CACCGCUUUUUUGAUCUUUUGAUCUUUCGAUUUUUUCGAAAGAUGGGCAAGCAGCACAAACCUACUUUGCAGCGUGGCCCGAGCCGAUUUACAAUGCUGGAGACGGACCCUGAUGGCGUCGAGUCGGACACGGACACGACGACUGUGAUCGGACGAGCUAUUCCAGACGGCGUCGCAACAGUGCCGAGCAUUCAGAUGAGCACGUUCGCCAGCUCUGCGAUCGUCGAGCGUCUGCACAACAAAGCCAAAAAGCACAACCAGAGCCAGAGCCAGAGCCAGAGCCAGAGCCAGAGCCAGAGCCAGAGCGUCGACCAGAGCCCGAGCGCAAGCCAAAGCCAGUUCCAAAGCAUCAACGCGGGCGAGCCAAGAGAGCAAGCUACGCCUACGAGUGCUACAACUGCUGCUGCUACUGCCUCUGGUACGCCUGCAGCUGCGGCCGGUGGGGCGGUCCUGCCCACAUCGGCGCACUUCGUCGACGUUGCAGCAACCAUCAAUCGCAAUCUUGCCGCGUCCAAGAUGCAGCUCGACUUUCUCAAAACGGCCAUGAACGACACUCAGGAGACCAUCCGCUUCUUGGAUACAAAGGCAGGCGUGAUUGUCGCAUUCGAGUCGGCUCUGCUCGGCGGCGUCAUGUUUGAGGCGUCGUCGAUGGACGUCAUUCGCAUGAUGCUCAACGAAGGUAUCACGGCUUUCAACGCAUCGUAUGCCCUCGUAUUGGCCGCGUACUCCAUCCUGAUUGUGCACCAUGUCAACCUGACGCUCAAAGCCAUCUUCCCCGCGGAAAACCCUGGUGCCCAUGUCAUCAACGGCAACCUCCAGCCGGCCGGCAUCUUUUUCGUGUGGCAGCAAACCCCUGACGGAUUUAUGCGACCCACCCUGCCGGAUUACCUGGCCAAGUUGCGUUCAAUGUCCGAGGACGACUUGGCGGUCGAGUAUGCCUCGCAGGUGCUCAAACUCUCCUUCAUCCGCAAACACAAGCAGGACCUGCUCUCAAAGUCUUUCACUCGGUUAAUGCUAUUGGUCGCUGGGUUUGUUGUGCUACAAGGGUUUAGGGUAAUUGCUGGGUUUAUGCAUGAGCACGAUCCCAGCAUUCCGGCCAGCCUGUAAUGAAAAGUUGUCGUGCUUUUGUUUGCCGUGACAUUUUUCCGACGAGUUGGACUGUAUUUUUGCCAAAGAUUUUUUUCGGUGGAUUCCCCAAUCACAUCACACGACAUACGACACAUGUUGCACGUCGAUCUGCUGUAAUGUCCAA
Capsaspora owczarzaki ATCC 30864 is the source of this 1252-nucleotide messenger RNA. RefSeq lists its product as hypothetical. The transcript is spliced from 2 exons. Bases 43 to 1107 code for a protein of 354 amino acids. The record is from RefSeq and is a predicted model, not a curated record. Lineage: Eukaryota; Filasterea; Ministeriida; Capsasporidae.